CAGUAUAUAUCCGCAUCGCAUCUGCACUGGAGUGCAUGCACGCAUGCAUGUAUGUAUGUAUGUAUGCAUUGCAAGAUGGGUCUAGCCAUCUGUCGGUGGAUUGGUCCAGUGGCGGUGUACUCCCAGAGAGGUGGCAUCUCGUAGACGACCCUUGCGGGUUUUGGCAGCGCACAAAGAGACGGCCCGCGCGGUCGCCUGGUAAAUCAAUCAAAUACAGAUUGGCAACGCGGGGGUGCACCUUGCACCCGUCUCCGCUGUCUGCCUCUCUCUCUCUCUCUCUCCAUGUGUGUGUGUGUGCGCCUGUAUUUUACCUACCUUGCCUACCUGCCUAUCUAUCUAUCCAUCUUCCUUCCGUCUUUCUGCCUGCCUGUUUCCCUCUAACCCGUCUUUUUCUCCCUCCUCAUCCUUUCCUUCCAUCCCUUCUCCUCCACUCUCUCUCUCUCUCUCUCUCUAUCUUGUUCUCUCUCACCUUUUCUCCUAUCGCCUGCCUUCUGACUUCGCCCGUCCACCCCAUCCCCCACCGGAUGCCAUGCCCGCCUUCUCUGCCACCCACCUCAGCAAUGGCAUCGUGGUUGCCGGUUGAGUUCGGCCUGGUUCGCUACUCGCCCAUCGAAGGGACCCACUAUUUCUACGAUCCCGUCCACCCCACCGCCAUCCAGUUCCUCUUGAACGGACACUGGGAAUCUUGGGAUGUGAGCUACGUGAAAUUCAAAGCAAGGGAUCCAGAUGUGAAAAGAAUCGCUGAAGAAGCCGAGGCGCACAUUGUCGCCAACCACAUUCCCGGCUAUCGACAAUGGCCAUCCGAGCCUCCAAUGGUAUCGCCUCCAAACGUCGUACCACCAGCUCUACCUUCUCCCAGCAGCGACAACUUCUUUGGUUCUGCUUCACGUGGUCAGCCGCAUGCAUAUGCUCAACACCACUCGCAACCGACUCCUCUAGCCUCUCCUAUGGACGAACAUGCGCCUCACAUCUCGCCGCUACUUGAUCCUCCGUACCAACAUGAAACUUACACUCCAGAGAGCCAAACAUUUGAUGGCUCGGCACUACCAUCAUUACAAACUGCAACUGCGCAUACGGCGGCAAAUACUGUUUCAGUACAGCUUCCCGGUAGCCUUGACGACCGUUUAUCGCAGUCGGAUACCCGAUCAACAUCACGAUCGCACCCUGAGACAUCCACCCCAAUACUGCUCUCCAGGAAUCGAGAAACCAAGGUAUUGCUUUCUCUUGAUGGAGAUGGUGUGCGCGGUCUAUCGCAGGUGCUUCUUGUGGAAUCGCUGGUGAAUGCCAUUUGUACCAAGCUAGGAGUCCAGGUCGAGCCGUACCAGAUAUUCGACCUGAUCGGUGGCUGCUCGAUGGGAGGCGUGUUCGGUCUUAUGCUAGCUCGUCUCCGAAUGCCAGCUCAGAGGGCUAGAGAAGCAUACAAAAUGGUCGCCAAAGAGGUGUUUCCCAACAAGAGGGAUUUUUUUACUUCCAUUGAUCCGAAUGCGCCACCACUCACUCACGAUGGACAAUCCGUGGAGAAUUCAGUGAGGGGCAUCGUUGCUCAAGAGCUCGGCGACCCUGAUGCGCCGCUUUAUGACAGCAGAGAGGAUGCAACCGAUGUCUUUGUAAUUGCCACGCGAAUCGAUAUAGGGACCAACAAAGCCGCUCUUAUGCGCUCGUUUCAGACACGCCGGAUCACUGGCCCGGAAAUUGAUGCUAACAUGACCGUGAGCGAGGCCAUGCGAUCCAGUUGCAUCUCCCCUCGCUACUUGCAAUCGAGAGAUAGCGCAGCUUGGAGACCUGUUAUUGAGCCUGGAAUCGUGGACCACGGCACGGCAAAGAACAAUCCAAUUCGCGACAUACUAUACGAAUGCCGCAAGUUGUAUCGAUAUACAAACGACAUGAUGGUCAUCGUGUCCAUCGGCAGCGGUCAAGGAUUCGAUCCGACUCGCGAACUUCCCGAAAUGACCAAAAGUGUUCAUGAGAGGUCACUCGAAGGAGGUGUCUGGGGCGAAAAAUUCGAAGCCGAUCAUUCGGCGCUCAUGGAAAGGGGUUGGAUGAAAUACUUUCGGUUUGACGUUCCCGAUUUGCACGACGUGCCACUCGAGGAGUGGUGUCAUGAAGACAGGAUCAAGGAGAAGACACUGUCCUAUCUGAGCCGGCCAGAUGUCGGAGCGAUGUUUUAUGCGUGUGUGGAUGCCAUCACAGCGGCGUUGUCUGGAGUUCAGCAUCGAUGAAGUGCUAGCUACAACU
Molecule: messenger RNA, 2235 nt
Organism: Periconia digitata
Lineage: Eukaryota; Fungi; Ascomycota; Dothideomycetes; Pleosporales; Periconiaceae
Source: the annotation of a GenBank genome assembly